AUGGUGCAUAAAUACGACACAGAGAGGGCGGUGGGGCUGCUCAGACAAUACCAGGCCAACCUGACCAGCCCGGAGGAGCAGGCCUUGAAGACCAGCGUGGGCAAAGUGUCGGCCAUCUUGGGAAGCCAGCUGUUCCAAGCGCUUCUUGAUAUUCAGGAGUGUUACGAGGUGACCUUGCAGCUGAACGCCGAGCAAACUGUUGUGAAAGAAGACAACAAGCAGGAUGCGUGGGAGGAUCAGGAGGACGAGGGUAUGUCUCGCGUACGAGUGACCAGCAGGAGGAGUCCUCACAAAGUGGAGCGUGUUUCUGGACUGGUGGCUCACUCCCGUAUUGACAUGCCAAAACCGAUCGCAGCGUGCCGAGUGAGAUCUGAGGAGGCAGCAGAGACAGAGUGCCACGCCGCUCAUCUCAGCGUCAGCCCAGCCAGCACAGCCAGCAUGCACAAACACCACCACUGCUGCAAGUGCCCAGAAUGUUAUGAGGUGACCCGUAUGGCUGCCCUGCGUAGGAUGGACGCCCCAGCAUAUGGAGGAGACUGGCAGGCCGAGCCCUAUGGAUACCCACCUGGGUACGGGGGAGGCCAGACCUUACCCCCUCCGGCUUCAGGAGGCGGUGGAAGCAUGGGAGGAGGAGGGGGUACUCUGGGGAGAAGUAAAGGCAAGAUAAUGUCUGGUGGGGGCCCGGGAGGCCCCAACCCAAAGGGUCAGUCCAAGGGUGGCCCCAAAGUAAAUGGCAACAACUCCAGUGGACAAGGAGGAUGGUGGCCCGAGUGCACCUGUACCAAUCGGGAGUGGUAUGACCAGGCGAACCCUCCCCCCAUCAUUGUCAACGCAGACUCACUAGAUGCAAGCCCUUAUGUAAAUGGCAGUGAUGGGAUGUAUAAAUAUGAAGAGAUCAUUUUAGAGAGGGGGAACUCUGGCUUGGGCUUCAGCAUCGCCGGAGGGAUAGACAAUCCCCACAUUCCCGAUGAUCCGGGGAUUUUCAUCACAAAGAUCAUUCCUGGGGGAGCAGCUGCUAUGGAUGGACGGCUGGGUGUUAAUGACUGCGUGCUGCGCGUGAACGAGGUGGACGUCUCAGACGUGGUCCACAGCCGAGCAGUUGAAGCCCUGAAGGAGGCGGGGCCUGUGGUGCGGCUGCUGGUCCGACGGAGGCAGGCCCCACCCGAGACCAUCCUGGAGGUUAACCUGCUGAAAGGGCCCAAAGGACUGGGAUUUAGUAUCGCCGGAGGGAUCGGGAACCAGCACAUCCCAGGAGACAACAGCAUCUAUAUUACCAAGAUCAUAGAAGGAGGAGCUGCCCAAAAAGAUGGACGACUACAGACUGGAGACCGCCUGCUGGCUGUGAACAACAUCGUGCUGCAGGACGUGCGUCAUGAGGAGGCGGUAGCUGCUCUGAAGAACACCUCUGAUAUGGUUUACCUCAAAGUGGCCAAGCCAGGACCCGUGCAUCUGAACGACAUGUACGCCCCUCCAGACUACUCCAGCACCUUCCCCACCAUGGUCGACAACCAUGUCAGCCAUAACUACAUGGGGCCGAUGGAGCCCAAGCCAGUGUACCCGCCGCCCCAGGUCACCCCGUCCAGGUACUCGCCCGUCCCCCGCCCCAUGCUUGGGGAGGAAGACUUCACGAGGGAGCCGAGGAAGGUGGUGCUGCACAAGGGCUCCACCGGUCUGGGCUUCAACAUCGUAGGCGGGGAGGACGGAGAGGGGAUAUUCGUCUCCUUCAUCUUGGCCGGAGGGCCGGCUGACCUGAGCGGCGAGCUGAGGAGGGGCGACCGGAUUCUCUCGGUGAAUGGCGUGAACCUUCGAAACGCUACACAUGAGCAGGCGGCCGCAGCACUGAAAAGGGCUGGGCAGACGGUCACCAUCAUAGCUCAGUACAGGCCUGAAGGGAGACAAAAAAGGGGGCAAUACCAUGCAAAGUUCAUCAGCACAUAUCCAUUUCCUAUACCUGCUUCAUCCAGCUCAGGGUCACAGCCGCUGCCGGCACGCCGAGAGCCGGGCACCGAUACCGAGAGGACGCUGAGCGGGAAGUACAAGCUCCGCCGUGUUUACCGCGCCGCAGCAAAGUUUAAAUGCGCUCCAAGUGAAGACGGAGAACUAAAAGCCACAUUUGUCCGAGAGUACAGUCGCUUUGAGUCCAAGAUCCACGACCUGAGGGAGCAGAUGAUGAACAGCAGCAUGAGCUCAGGAUCGGGUUCCCUGCGCACCAGUGAGAAACGCUCCCUCUAUGUCAGAGCUCUGUUUGACUACGAUCGAACGAGGGACAGCUGCCUGCCCAGCCAAGGCCUCAGCUUCUCUUAUGGAGACAUCCUUCAUGUCAUAAAUGCUUCUGAUGACGAAUGGUGGCAGGCCCGGCUGGUCACACCUCACGGAGAGAGUGAGCAGAUCGGAGUCAUUCCGAGCAAAAAAAGAGUGGAAAAGAAGGAGCGGGCCCGAUUAAAAACAGUCAAGUUCCACGCGAGGACGGGCAUGAUUGAGUCCAACAGGCCAGUAAAAGUAAAGCGCAAAAAAAGCUUCAACCUCUCGCGCAAGUUCCCGUUUUACAAGAGCAAGGAGAAUAUUGUGCAGGAGUUGGUGGAGUCUGAACAAUGCCUGACAUCCAACACAAGUGACAGUGAAAGUAGUUCGAAGGGUCAAGAGGACACAAUCCUUUCCUAUGAGCCAGUCAUCCGACAGGAAAUACACUACACAAGACCUGUGAUCAUUUUGGGCCCGAUGAAGGACAGAGUAAAUGAUGACCUCAUCUCUGAGUUUCCCCACAAGUUCGGUUCAUGUGUACCCCAUACAACCCGACCAAGGCGAGAGAACGAGAUAGACGGCCAGGACUAUCACUUUGUGGGUUCAAGAGAGCAAAUGGAGAAAGACAUUCAGGAUAAUAAAUUCAUUGAGGCCGGCCAGUUUAAUGAGAACCUCUACGGGACGAGCAUCUUAUCUGUCAGAACUGUGGCAGAGAGGGGGAAACACUGCAUUCUGGAUGUGUCCGGGAAUGCCAUAAAACGACUGCAGCAAGCACAACUUUAUCCCAUUGCCAUCUUUAUAAAACCAAAAUCCAUUGAAGCUCUAAUGGAAAUGAAUAAGAGACAGACGUAUGAACAGGCUAAUAAAGUCUUUGACAAGGCAGUAAAGCUGGAGCAAGACUUUGGAGAGUUUUUCACAGCUAUUGUACAGGGUGACUCACUAGAGGAGAUCUACAACAAAAUCAAGCUGAUCAUUGAGGAGCAGUCUGGGCCCUACAUUUGGAUCCCCUCCUCAGAGAAGCUCUGA
This is a messenger RNA of Menidia menidia (Atlantic silverside), 3267 nucleotides long. The record is from the annotation of a GenBank genome assembly. Lineage: Eukaryota; Metazoa; Chordata; Actinopteri; Atheriniformes; Atherinopsidae.